Zophobas morio is the source of this 1491-nucleotide messenger RNA. RefSeq names its product formin-binding protein 4-like. The transcript is spliced from 3 exons. Gene Ontology annotation, molecular function: protein binding. The record is from RefSeq and is a predicted model, not a curated record. Lineage: Eukaryota; Metazoa; Arthropoda; Insecta; Coleoptera; Tenebrionidae. The coding region runs from base 18 to 1442 and encodes 474 amino acids.
UUUAAUCCCUUUAUAGAAUGGAACAAUGGAGAACUUGUUAUGACGAAUACACUGGCUAUCCUUAUUACUGGAACAUUUACACCCAGGAAGUUACUUGGAAUCCUCCUUCAGUAGCCUAUUCUUCAACAAGCUCCUUUUAUUCUUUGGCUACGCCCCAACCUCAACAAGAAAAUUUAUCCUCUGGGGCUCCCUUACCUUCUUCAGUGGCCAACACAGAAGAUACUGGUUUAAUUGUAGAAAAAUCUGAGAAAGAGCUUGAAACUUCCGGUCAAACCGGAAAACUUUCUUCUCCUAAUAAAGCAGGUCUUGAACAGGAAUCGAAAGACCAAAAAGAAUCUAUCGAAAAAAGUAAAGAAGAGAUUUUUGAUGAUGUACACCAAGAUGACGUACACCUUCAAUCCCCCAAUGAAAGCAAAAGGAAAAACUUAUUGAAAGUUUUCAAAAAUGAAAAUUCUGAAGAUCUUGCAGCGUCGUUGGCUUUGUCGAUACGCUCCCUCGCACAAAAAACUUCUGGAGGUUCGCAAACCGUUGAGAAGAAUACUAAAUCAGAUGAACUGAACGUCACUCGUUCUCCUUCUCACGAAAAGCUCUCUCAAAGCGCCAUUCCUGAUUUUAUUAAGCCUUCCAGUAAAAGCAUCAACGAAAAAAUUACUGACUUGCUUGAAUGCUUGAAAAAUAUAGCACAAGAAAAUGAUGAAAAAUGGAUAGAACCGGAUGCUGUUCUUCCUAUCGAAGUAAGGACCGAAGAAAAUAUUAUAGAUAGUAAAGGCGAUGGUAUUGAAGAAUUAAUUAAGCGUGUGAAUGAUCUUUUUAACUUUUUUAACGUUGAUCUCACACAUUGCAACGAACUUCUUACUGCGAUGUGGGAGGUGCGCACUAGAACGGAAGACUGGCGUUUGGGCGCAUUGAAUUCAGAUUACUUUAUAAAGUGCAUGCAAAAAACAGCUUCUUUGCUUGAACAGCGUAAAACGAAUACCACCACAGCGCUGCGAGGGCAAGUAGACCACCAGCCGAGGACUAAUAAGCACGUGGACGCACCUGCAAGCCACUCAGAGAGUGUUUUUCAACGGCAAAAGACCGAUAACAAUAAUGAGGGACAGCCUCCGCUUCCACCCCCUCCCUGCCUUUCCCCGCCUGUUGACCCACCACUGCCUUGCGAUCCGCCGCCAGUUAGAGAACCGCUUAUGGUUGCACCGUUGUCACCUAGAAAGCCGCCAUCACCGCCCCACCCAGACGAGAUCACGUGGUCCAACCAAACCAAAUCACGUGCGGGAGAGCACCGACCUUUUAUCAAUCCUGAACGACUGAAGCUUCUUGAACAAAAGCAAUUGGCUGAAAAUCAAAAGAAAAAAAAAGGCCAAGUGAGGAACGCUAAUCUGACGCACAAACACGUGAACACACUGAUUGGCAAAUGGACAGCGGCUAGAGGUUUGGGUGGAUGAUCGGUUCGAAUAAAAGCGGCGAAAAACGGAAUUUUUAAUUUAAUCUCGA